Messenger RNA from Megalopta genalis, 7476 nucleotides. NCBI's taxonomy places the organism in Eukaryota, Metazoa, Arthropoda, Insecta, Hymenoptera, Halictidae. The record is from RefSeq and is a predicted model, not a curated record.
AUAAUAAUACCUCCUUGACUUUUUCCAAAAAUUGAACAUGCACCAUGUCUAUAGUGGCUUUGAGUGUAAGUUGUUAUUUCAUCCUGAAGAGCUGACCUCCACGGUUCGGCUACAGGAUCUGGUUCAUAAGGUUCAUAAUCUUGCGCCUCCUUCCUAAGAUGAUCGUAUUUAAAACUCUGCUUACUACGAGCAUCGUAAAACCUUUGUGCACCUAGAUCAUUGUGUUCUGUUAUAAGUGCAGGAUACUCGCUGCCUUCAAUCUGAAAUCAAGCAAAGAAGAACUUUGUGAAUAUAAUGCAAGAUUCUUACGUGAUCGUGUAACAUUUGCUCACAGAAUAUUCUUGUAAUAGUUCGGUGUCUAACCUUAACUGGGAAAAACUGACUCAACUGCGAGGUGCACUCUGCUUCAAAGUAACAAAACGAAGCAAUAACAAAAUCGCGAGAAAAUAAAUUAAAAAUCGAUUUUGAAUAUUUUCUGUGAAAAAACCACCAGGAAGUGUAACUAAAAUUAACCCUACAGCGCCAUACGAUUUCGAUCGAAAUAUCACGACAAUUUUCACGGUGGAACUUCCUCAUACCAAAUUGACGAUACUUUAAGUAAACAAUCACACCAACCAGAUGAACAUUAUCGCGCUCCAAUUUCACUAUAAAGUCAACGUCACCUGUCGAAAUCCCGGACGCGUGUCGCCCCAUUAGGAACUGUACUGGACGUUGAAAUUUGAUCCCGCGCGUUCCUGAGAUACCCUGAUCUACGAUUACCACAAAUACGGGACAACACCGCGGAUACUAUCAUAAAAAAUCGUAGAAGAUCGCCAGAGAGGUCGAUGAUGUACCUUAACAGGCGUGAGCUGAUCCUUGUUGUAUUGAGCAAAUGCCCCGGACGCACCCUCCUUCAACAGGUUGUCGUUGUUCAACAAGACCCUCACAUCAUUGAAAACCUCAUUGAAUUCGCCCGGUGGCGAGUGUAGUAUAAAGUCCGAAACUAUUCGUACUUUUUCUUGAUCAGGAAUCACAUCUCCGUCCGCCGCCAUCUUACCUUUCCACUAGCACGCACACUCCGCGAUGUCAAACCAAGGUUAGUGCAGUGCAGGUUGUACCGGCGUAUCGAAGCACUGCCCCAUAUACCCGGUGACGCAUCACAAACGGGACACGUAAUCCAUGAUUGACUCUAGAAAUCACAGUUUCCUUGUUUCCGUCCUUAAAACAAUUUCUAUUUUAUGAACCUUCGUGUACAACAGAUAUAUUUUCUAGCAACUUCUUAUCGCACAUAUCUUUCGUAGAUGCCUCGUAAUUGCUCGCGAGAUUGCAAUUACAUACUUCAUGCACGAUAAUUUAUAAAUUGCACAUGACAAUUGUUGCAUGAGUAGAGAAACGAAUACAUACAUAGACUUUGUAGAAUAUUUGCAUCACGUGGAAAGAAAAAUUACGAGAAAUGACAUUCUGAUAGAAGGAGGGAUAAAAGAAUAAACUGUAGAUAGUUCCUGAGGAGAAUUAUCAUCGUCCAAGAUAAUCACUGUGUUCAACGAACCUUGGCGAGCAUAACCCUCGAAUAGCAUUCGUGGUCUCUCGUGCUCGUUCUCAGCCAGGCGUGGUUCUGGUGUUUGCCGAUAUCGCGUUUUAUCAGGAUAUUUCUGUCCGUCCGUGUAAAGUACCGACCGUACGGGGGAAUCAUGCUUUCCAUUACAUUGAAAGUUCGCCGCCGGGUAUCUUGGUUAGCCCGCCAAAAUUUGAACCGCUCUCGAAACGAAAAAGAAAUGGGGUUCGAGUUCGAGGUGUAAUCGUACCGCGCAUUCGCGCCCGAGAUACGUGGACUACCAUAUAUGGCAAUCUAACCGUUCAUUCAACUCGAAAUCUGAAAUAUUUUAAAUCCACAUGUACGCGGACUGAAAGUUCAAUGGCAGAACUUUGACAAAUUAUGAGAGUGAUUGUAAAAUCAAGCAAUCAUUAUUGAUUUUACCGAGCUGACCGUGCAAUUCAAUUUCGCAGUAACAUCUCGCGAAAAUAGUAGGAAUUUGAAUACAUGGCGGACGAUCCAAAUCGAGACAUUUUGCCCGUGAAGGACGGUUCCUUCGCGGAUACUUCCAGAAGUAGCAUAGACCCCAGGGAACGGCACUCGGUUUAUAAGCUCGACCGUUACGUGCUGGAGGACAAGUAUUUGCGUCUGCUCGACGAGGUGACCAGUUUGAAGAAACUGUCAAAUUGUCAAGAGGACAAGAUCAAACGGUUGGCGACAAAGUUGAUGAGAGUGAUCGCCAAUCCAAGGGCAACACCGGGAUGUUUGAAUACUUUCGACGAUAAGAAUAGAAUAAUCUCUCUUGAACUAGAAAAUACUAAGUUGAAAGAUAAAAUCGCAGUGCUGAGGAAUCAACUGUUGAGUCAUACGAUACACAGUAGGACGUCGUCAAGAAGUCGUAAUCCCCAAACGAGGCCGUCGUCCGCACGCACAACGAGUCAAAGCGACAGCAGCCGCACCAAGAUACCCUCCUGUCAUUGCAUCGUCCAAACAGCUAAUGAUGACGACGUUAACGAAGCGCGAAAUAAAUUCCAGGAACUGGAGAUUGAAAAGAAAGAGAUGGCGAAUCGCAUAGAGGAGCUGGAGAAAGAGCUCUCGUGCCGUACCGUCUGCAACCAGAGGGAGAAAGUAGCGGAGAAUGUCGAGUACAUUAGAUGCUGGCGGCAAAUGAAGCAGAUGAACGAUAAACUAAUAGCCGUCGAGCACACGAACGAGUCGUUGAACGCGCAAACCAACGAUCUGAGGAGGAUGCUUCAGGAGGCGACAAAGAACAGCGAGGAGACAACGGCAGCACUCCUGGAAGAACGGAAGCGGUCAACCGAGUUAGACGAGGAAGUGUUGAAGGUGAAGAACUGCGAGCUUGCCCUGCGAGAGAAGGAUGAGCAGAUAAGGGACCUAAUGAACGAGAUAAAGAUACUGCAGCAGCACAACAACGAAUUGAUCGCAUUGAGUUCGAAGAACGGCGAGGUCGAGCUCGAGAACGCAGAACUGAAGAAAAAGAUCAGCGAGCAACGGCAGGAUCAAGAAAGUUUGCGGUCAGCCUAUAAUAGCGAGCAGGCUAACAUUAUAGCUCUGCAGGCCUCGAACACGCAGCUGCUUGCGAAGCUUGAGGAACUUCAAAAGACUAUAGACAGUUUAACGGUACAGUUAAUGUCCUUCCAAAGCCAAACGGAGAAGCAGGAAACACUGAGAGCGACGUCGAUACCAGCGGAGCAGGCAGAUAACAUGAUUUCGUCAGCGCUUGAUAGAGAACCGCAAAAAUUCUCUUCCACCCAGAUAGCACUGUGCACUAAGUGUUGCGAACUGACCGAAGAUGUACAACUCCAGGAAAAAAUCUACGUGGGUGUAAAGCACCCUAUUGCCCAAUCUGCAGAUAAACACGUGCAAACAGAAUACGUCGUUCAAAUAGUCACCACGGAUAAAACGAGUCAAAGCGACAGCAGCCGCACCAAGAUACCCUCCUGUCAUUGCAUCGUCCAAACAGCUAAUGAUGACGACGAACUGGAGAUUGAAAAGAAAGAGAUGGCGAAUCGCAUAGAGGAGCUGGAGAAAGAGCUCUCGUGCCGUACCGUCUGCAACCAGAGGGAGAAAGUAGCGGAGAAUGUCGAGUACAUUAGAUGCUGGCGGCAAAUGAAGCAGAUGAACGAUAAACUAAUAGCCGUCGAGCACACGAACGAGUCGUUGAACGCGCAAACCAACGAUCUGAGGAGGAUGCUUCAGGAGGCGACAAAGAACAGCGAGGAGACAACGGCAGCACUCCUGGAAGAACGGAAGCGGUCAACCGAGUUAGACGAGGAAGUGUUGAAGGUGAAGAACUGCGAGCUUGCCCUGCGAGAGAAGGAUGAGCAGAUAAGGGACCUAAUGAACGAGAUAAAGAUACUGCAGCAGCACAACAACGAAUUGAUCGCAUUGAGUUCGAAGAACGGCGAGGUCGAGCUCGAGAACGCAGAACUGAAGAAAAAGAUCAGCGAGCAACGGCAGGAUCAAGAAAGUUUGCGGUCAGCCUAUAAUAGCGAGCAGGCUAACAUUAUAGCUCUGCAGGCCUCGAACACGCAGCUGCUUGCGAAGCUUGAGGAACUUCAAAAGACUAUAGACAGUUUAACGGUACAGUUAAUGUCCUUCCAAAGCCAAACGGAGAAGCAGGAAACACUGAGAGCGACGUCGAUACCAGCGGAGCAGGCAGAUAACAUGAUUUCGUCAGCGCUUGAUAGAGAACCGCAAAAAUUCUCUUCCACCCAGAUAGCACUGUGCACUAAGUGUUGCGAACUGACCGAAGAUGUACAACUCCAGGAAAAAAUCUACGUGGGUGUAAAGCACCCUAUUGCCCAAUCUGCAGAUAAACACGUGCAAACAGAAUACGUCGUUCAAAUAGUCACCACGGAUAAAACAGAGCAAGCGACAUCGACGAUGAAUACCGUGAAAGAAACAGUGGAGAACGAUAUCGAAAGAAAUCCAUUGACUCCGGAGAAAAUGCUGGAGUUACUGGAACAAGCUCAAAUCCCUAUACCCACGGAUGCGUCAAGAUUUGGUCACAAGGAGAUGGCCAACAAUGUUAACUGCAACGACAUCCUGGACCUGAAUAGGCACAGCGAUGCGGUAAGACUCGGUGAAGAAAUCCCAACUUUCCGAGCCCAAACCGACCACCAGAAUUACGAUAGCCAUGCGUGUCCCACAAAGUGGCAAUUACCCGAUACCGAUAAAAUGAUGUCUUUUUUAUUUAAUGUUUUCCAAGAGCUUUCUUUAUCGGCCAAAGUGCUCGACGAGGCCAACAGUUUGUAUCGUCCAGCGAUAAGAAACGAUCAGCUUGACAGUAACAAUAACAUUAAUAUGACGGGCCCUCGAGCUCCAAAAAGCGAUCCUGGGAGAUUUCAACAGACUAUGUCUCACACUAGUGGAGCGGACAUCAUGAGUGGGAAAAGUAGAGGCUUCAGAGUGUCACGAGUUGGUUGUAGUUCGAGGAAAUACUGUACGAGAGGUUGCAGCAGGUCACACCAGAAUAAAUCGAAGAGAAAAGGAUGUUUUCCGACUGCGAAGAGGAGUUUACAAACUACAGAAUUUGUCGAGAAUAGUCUUUGCAACUGCAGCAGCUCGCUUGGAUGCAACAUUCGCUCCAAUUGCGAUUAUCGUUGUUGCAACGGCGAUAAUCAACACGACUUGCCACCGAUGGUCAUGAAAAGAGGCACUGAACAGGUGCCUCCGAUUAGGAACAACGUUGUUAAUUCUACAGUUCCUAGUAAGAACGGGCAGAACGGAGUCGGCGCAAUACACUCGCCACGUAAGCUACUGGAUGAGGAUAAAAGGGGGUCGUACAGAUCGAGGGACAUGAACAACCGUUAUUCAGGGGUGGAGAACGAGGGAUUGGAUGACGCAGCAACGUUGCAGGAGUAUAUGACUGAGCUGGAUUGGUGUAAACAGCUUAUCGACAAGCAUCCUGCUACAAAUGGUCCGUGCGGAAUCCCAGUGAAAGCAAUAACGAAAGCCUUAGAACAUCCGCGAUGCUGCGGUGAGGUAUCCACUCCGGAGUCCAUGUGUAGUGUCAAUUGUCCUGGAGAUUGCGGUGAUAACGUCAGUUCGGUAUCCGAUCCAUUUCCGAUGGUGAUACCUGAUGGUCAGGGUUUGAUGGAACUCCAUGUCUCGUCCCUUCAACUUUCAACAUCUGCGAAAGAAAUCCUUUUUCGGGAGGUCGACAUAAACAACGUUUCCGUGUUUAUAUGCUGGGACAUAUGGGACCAGGAAACAGCUUGCACGCCUACGCUCAAGUGUCCCGAAUUGAACUUCAACUUCUCCAUAGUUUAUCGCAUCCCUGAUCUUUUUUGCUUCUUCAACUACGUCUUCUCGGAGCUCGUGAUAUUUCAUGUGCUCGUCCACUGCGACGACGGCACCAGCUAUUCUGUAGCGUCAGGGAAACUUAGCAUCAAGGAUAUAUUAGACUAUCCGCAGAACAAACUGCACUAUGUAGCACCAAUGCACAGUGUGUUCCCUUGUUCGGUAGGCAUGAACUUCGGACAAUUAUCUUUGUGGGUCAGAUUGAGCUGCGACGUCGAGCAUGUCGAGACGUUCAAGAAAAAGCUCAAUUUACCGAUGCAUCCUGAUCCCGGGUCACCGAUGCCACCAAGCCAGUCCCCACCGAUGCGCACAUCGCUAUCUCCAGUUUAUCAAUCACCCACGAAGAUUCAUACUACGCCGCCCCUACAGUUGCAGAACGAUUUCACGUUUGACAAUACCGGAGAUGCGAUGUUCAAGAAUAUGUCUUCUUACAUCAGCACAUCAAAUGGAUCGCAACAUCAGGACCGGCAUUAUGAACAUCCUUUCACCGACGACGAUCCGUUGACCGUAAUGAAAGAGAGCGGAUCAGAGUUUCACUUGACCUCUUCACCCAGGCAAGCAGUAACAAAAAAGGAGAUUAUCACGCUAGACGAUGAAAAGGGAGAUUCCCGGACUGAGCAGGACGAUGUGUAGUCGUUCGUAAUUUUGCGUCGUCAUUUCGAUGUUGUAUGUUUCUUAUCAUUGAAAGACACGUUGCUGUUUAGGGAUCUUUCGAACGGUACGCUGAUGAACGAGACGGAGGAUCGAAUUCCCGUUAUGACGACAAGCGUACGCGAGUUCAAUAAAAUAUUGAAGAGCGGCGCGAGCGAGCCGCAAGUUGCCAAGGAUGACUCCGAUGAUUCGAUGCAAGAAGUGAACAAUGUUUUAUUGGAAAAGAACUGGCAGCAGUACCGGCGACGAAGUUUUGAUUACAAGCAACGUAAUAUGUUUAAACAUGAAAUUAUAGAACAAAACCAAAAAGAGAACGAUCAGAAAACUAACGGAAACGGGAUACACGAAAGCGAAUCCAUCGAGGACAACACGAUAAUCAUUGAGAUCGUGAACGUAAUUCUGUUCCCAAAAUGUUCUGUGUCGGAAAAUCCCGAAAUACAACUUCUCUACGUCGAGUAUUGCUUCCUUGGGUAUCACGGAGCCGAUAUGGAGACGAUCUCGGUGAAAAAGCCUACGCCACCUGAACAAAAGUUGACGUAUAACUUCCGGAGAACGUUCAGAGUGGACCCGAAAAAACACCGGUCACAAGACAACAUACUGAGGGAGAUGGUGAACGAAAUUGCGGAUACGAAAAUAAAAUUCAUUCUUGUCUGCGAGCCCGUUCCCGAGGAAAUCGAGUCGAAGGAGUGCAUAGAAGUUGGGUACGCAUACUUCGACAUACGGAAGUACGCGUUGGAGAAAAGUGAAACGAUUUCGUCCGUUCCGAUAUACACUCCAGACGAAUCGGAACAAAUUGGCCUCAUAAAGAUAUUAGUGCUGGGUCUCGACACGAUACGCCAGCGUUUAGAAAGAGCCAAUUCCGAGGAGUAACCGUGAAAAAUCUUGUCUAUGUCCAUGUAGCCGCAUGCCAACGGAAAACUGAACAUUUCUGUUGUGCCCGACGAACGGUGUCGUUUCAAUGACCAUUAAAAAUCACAUAAUGAAAA